Macadamia integrifolia is the source of this 2249-nucleotide messenger RNA. Its product is annotated as importin subunit alpha-1a-like. The record is from RefSeq and is a predicted model, not a curated record. Gene Ontology annotation, molecular function: nuclear import signal receptor activity; protein binding. The transcript is spliced from 7 exons. Bases 1398 to 2051 code for a protein of 217 amino acids. Gene Ontology annotation, biological process: NLS-bearing protein import into nucleus. NCBI's taxonomy places the organism in Eukaryota, Viridiplantae, Streptophyta, Magnoliopsida, Proteales, Proteaceae. Gene Ontology annotation, cellular component: nucleus.
UUAGUAUACAUUUUGAAAUCAAAUGCGGAGUUGCAGGUUAUUAACUGGUUAAGUUGGAUCUCUUGGACGACAUGAAAGAACAAAACAUUCACUAUCUCUAGACAUGCCUCAGAGAGAGAGAGAGAGAGAGAGAUCACCACCACCACCAUGACACAAUUGACUCUCCUACUGCGGGACCUUGACGACGAUGACCACAUGAGAGGCAUCAGCUUACCUUGAGUCCUCACAGCCUCGUCCUCUGUUCUCCAACAGGGCUGGUGAUGAUAAACCCCAUCCACCAACCAACCCGACAAGCGCUCAAGACUUUCGCUCAAUCGCCCAUUUGAUCGUAAUCCAGUCCCUCUGAAUCAAACAAGCAGAACCCACUUCGCAUUGAUCUCAAAACGUUGUACUCCUCCAUCAAUGUAGUCGUAUAAUUCCACGAGUUCCCUGGGAAGAGGAAUACCAAAGGACUAAGCCCAUUACUGAUGUGUUGAUAUUCAGAAUCCGAGACAGAUCCAAUUUCACUACCAAAAUGCCUUCAUAUGACGUCUGAGAAAGGAAUGAGGCCCAAGCGACCAAGAACACUGUACAUUAGGUUUAUGAGCGAGCUUUUCCCAGCGCCAGAGAAAUCCACCAAGAGAAUUGUAACAAUUGGAGGAAUCCCUAUAUCUUCCUUGUUGAUUCCAACUGUGGGUAGCCAAAAAUCGCUGGAACGGUAAGUGAGGAGCUUACGGCGAAGCUCGUCAAGCCCUUCUGGGGCGAUUAAGGCGAGCCACUCCAUUUCUCUGAGGACUUUGAGCCUGGGAGUGAGGUUGGAUAGCUUGGAUAGUUUUAGCUUUAUCUGACCUUGGUCGUUGAAUUCCUCCGCGGAUCUCAACCAACAGAAAAAGCGGCCUUGAAGACUCGUUGUCAUCUUCGUCGCUGAGAGAGAGAGAGAGAGAGAGAGAGGGCUUCGCAUCUCCUUCAGCUUCUUUUGGGGAUUUCCCAUUAAAAGGAGGGACGGUUAUAUGGAUUUCCUUGAUUGAAGUCAUGUAGAUGGGUGAAAAGAGCGACAUGAGAGCAGGAAAGAAGAAUCGUUAUCUUUCAGAGGACAGAGAAUUAAAGCUGAUUCUGUUCUCAGACAGGGCCUUAUCAAAUUUGAAUUGGCGAAGUCUGUUUGAGUCUUCCAGGAGACUCUGAAACAAUGUGCUCUUCACGUUCGGUUGAAUAAAAUUGUUUUCUACCCAAAAGCAAACGUUACAUAAUACACAGAUUACCAAAAAUCCAUGAAAUGGAGCAUUCUUCAGCUGUAACUUGUCAUAGCCAGCAAGAACACCUGCACGGCAACUGCACGUAGAAUGGGAAUGUAAUCCCAGCAAGCACGGACCUCGAUUCACCCAUAUGCCAUCGAGAGCAAGUUAGAGAAUUUUCACCCUAUGGUUGCUGAUGUUUGGUGUGUAUACGAUAGUAUACAGCUUUUAGGUGCUACACAGAUCCGGAAACUGCUUUCAAUAGAGAAGAAUCAACCUAUUGAGGAAGUUGUCCAAUCUGGUAUUGUUCAUUUCUUAGUUCAGUUUCUUGAGAGGGAAAACUUUCCAUUGCUUCAGAUUGAAGCAGCUUGGCCUCUUGCAAACAUUGCCUCUGGAACCUCAGAUCAUACACAGGCUGUAAUUGAUCAUGGUGCUGUCCCCGUCUUUGUGAAGCUUCUUGGUUCUCCUAGUGAUGUACUUCAGGACCAUGUUGUAUGGGCACUUGCAAAUAUUGUUAGUGAAUCCCCUCGGAGUCGAGAUGUUGUCCUUAGUCAUGGAGCCUUGAAUCCAUUGCUCGCACAGUUGAAUGGGCAUACAAAACUUUCUAUGCUCAGAACUAUAGCCUGGACACUAUCGAAUUUCUUCAGGGGCACGCCACCGGCUCCAUUUGAGCAGACCAAGCCUGCCCUUAUAGCACUUGGACGUCUUAUGCAUUCUGAUGAUGAAGAAGUCUUGUCAGAUACACGUCGGGCAUUCUCAUAUAUGCCUGAUGUCACAGAUGAUAAAAUCCAAACAAUCAUUAAAACUGGUGUUGGACCCCAACUUGUAGAGCUACUGUGAUAAGUUUCUUUCUGUCCAUUUCCAGAAGAGAAACAUUGAUCCAUCCCUACCAAAAAAAGAAAAAAAGGAACAAAUGUGUAUCUGCAAAGCUGAUAUCCUUCAUCCUUUGUUUCUUGCCAGCCAUACAUCUCCUUUUGUGCUCACUCUUGCCCUUCAUACGAUUGGAAAUAUGAUCACUGGAGGAGAUGAACUGACUCA